AUGAUACAAACUUCCUCAGUUUUGUGCCUUGUAAAUAACAUCUGCAACGCCGCCGAAAAUUCUACGACGGCAGCCGAAAGUUCUACGACACCUGCCCCAGAGGAUACUACGGUUGAUCCCCUGUCUAGUCUAUCAGCAGAGGAGAGGUUGCAAGCCUUACAAAAACAGCAAGUUACAUUGCAAAACGAACAAAUAACAGAGCUAAAUCACAAGAACGAAGGGAUAUUGAAGGGAAUCGAUCAGCUAGAGACAAAGGCCGCGAGUCUGGAGCAGCGUGCAUUCGAAUCGCCCACAGUUCAAUCUGUAUUAGAGAAGGCAGCAGCUAGCUCCGUAAAUACUACUAAGCACAAUGAUGGUCCGAUACAUAUUUUCCGGUACAUACAAAAUACGUUCGCACAGAGUUUGCAAGCUCGAAGGCUUGCGGAAGCCGAGAAGGCGUCAACGCCCCGCGUUGUGGUACAGAGCGACCAGAAUUCGCAAUUGACCCGGGCUGUGGAGAGGGCCAAGAAGAACGAGGAGUAUUACAUUGGCCACUACAAGAGCAAGGAGGAGAUGGAGGAGGCGUUAAAGAAGAUGGAGGCGCGUGUGUCAUUUCAAACACGGGCGGCAAGGUUGGAGGAAGAGAGCAUCGAGCUGGACAGUCAUUUGACCCGUGCUCAGAAAGCUUCUCGCUUGCAGAGACUUGAACUCCGAACCCGAGAUAUGGAACAUGAAUACAAGAUCAUGAGAUCGGCGCUCCGCAACUGGGACGCUCUCCAAUCCACUUGA
Molecule: messenger RNA, 768 nt
Organism: Gregarina niphandrodes
Lineage: Eukaryota; Apicomplexa; Conoidasida; Eugregarinorida; Gregarinidae
Exons: 3
Coding region: 1-768 (255 amino acids)
Source: RefSeq, a predicted model, not a curated record